AUGACUCUAGUCUGGAGCGAGCUGGCUCAGAGCUUUGCUUCGACGCUGAUCUUUUGUCUGUAUCUGGCACAACCACGAGAAUACGGUCGCAAUGAGUUCGUGUCGCGGCCGAUAGUAUUGCGCGCGCCCGCGCAGGCUCCCCUCCCCACCGCACCCUCGCCCUGCAGCAAUGGGGCGGGAAAAGAAGUCUCCGCACAAAACUGA
This is a messenger RNA of Leptosia nina, 204 nucleotides long. NCBI's taxonomy places the organism in Eukaryota, Metazoa, Arthropoda, Insecta, Lepidoptera, Pieridae. The record is from the annotation of a GenBank genome assembly.